UAUACACCAUAUAAAUAAAGGAUUAUGUGUAUAAAGUCUAAUUUCAAUAAUAUUUCAUACUGUUCUUCAGACGACUGAAAUGAAGAAACCCGUAGAAAGGAGGGAAUCAAUACUCGCUAACUAUUUCCCAUCAAAAAAAUCAACAAAGAGACAUCAUAUAACAAACUCCAAAGAGGAGCUGGAGGACCCAGACAUCUCGCUGAGAAAUUCACCGAAAAGACUCUCGAUGUCUGAAGAGACGGAGGACAAAAGCACCGGUCAUUCAGAAAGAACCAUGAGGGAGGAGUGUGGUCCACAGCGUGUAUUUAAGGUGGUGUUUUUGGGGAAUUCUGGGGUGGGAAAGAGCUCGUUCAUCCAACACUACUCCAGCGGUCACUUCCCCAACAACAUGGCCUCAACUGUCGGGAUGGAUUUCCAGGUCAGGUGUGUGAUGCUGGACUCCACACCCGUCGCUCUGCAGCUGUGGGACACCGCAGGACAGGAAAGAUUCCACAGCAUCACACAGCAGUACUUUCGUCGGGCGGAUGGGAUCGUUGCUAUGUACGAUGUCACCCAGGAGACGUCUUUCAUGGCUGUCCGCCAUUGGCUGGACCAGGUGCAGGAAAAGAUGACAGAGGAGGCGUGUCUGAUGUUGCUAGGCAAUAAGACAGACCUAGCAACAGGUGAUAAAAGGCAAGUGACCAAACCACAAGGCCGGAGGUUGGCCGAGCAGUAUCAGGCUGAGUUCUACGAGUGCAGUGCUAAAAACAAACAGCACGUGGAAGACGCCAUGACUCACCUCACCAGGUUACUUGCCUCGCAGCAGGAUAAACAAUGCGAGUCCACGCUACGCCUGGAAAUGUCGUCCAGCAGAGGGCGCUGCUGCGCAUGAGCGCCGCGGAACUACACCGCUCAUUAAUAGUUAUAAAGUGACGUCACUGUACACUUCAGAAAAACGGUUUAAAAACACUAUAUCAAAAUAUAAUAUUUAUUAAGAAAAAAAGAAAGAAUAUAUAUUUUGUAUUAUAUAAACCCGUUUUUUGGUAGAUCGACUACCAUUGUAUACCAUAUUUGUAUACCACACUUUCACUACAAAUAUGUUUACACUAUGGUUACUGUAUUAAACCAUUAUUAGCCAUUGUUAAGGAGGAUUGAGGCAACAUAAAUAUUGAUGUAUUUUACAUGAAUUAGUAUUACUUGCAUUGUAUUAUCUUGGAACAGUAUGUAUAUCAACUAUUAUGGGAAUAUAAAUACAUGUCAUUUUUAA
Messenger RNA from Triplophysa dalaica, 1246 nucleotides. RefSeq names its product ras-related protein Rab-8A-like. The record is from RefSeq and is a predicted model, not a curated record. The transcript has 8 exons. Gene Ontology annotation, molecular function: GTPase activity; GTP binding. Bases 80 to 871 code for a protein of 263 amino acids. Lineage: Eukaryota; Metazoa; Chordata; Actinopteri; Cypriniformes; Nemacheilidae.